AUGGCGUCGGUCGCUAACGCCUUCUCGCUGUUGACGGACGAUGCGGUGGAUGUCGAUAUCUCGGCCGAGGCGGCCGCCGCGCCUGUGAAGAAGGUGGAGGCCCCCAAACCUGCGGCUGACGAGCCUAAGGCAUCUCGCCCCGCCUCUGCUGGCGCGCGCGGCGGCCGCGGCGAGGCUGUGGCUGGCCGGGGCGCCGGCCGGGGUGGCCGGGGUGCGGGCCGGGGCCCCCGCCCCGCAUCCCGCGGCGAGGACGCCCCCGCUUUCGACGCCGACACCGCACCAACCGUGCGCGGGCGCGGCGAGCGCGGCCCUCCCGGCGGCCGUGGCGGUGGCCGCGGCGGCCGUGGGCCCCGCGCCGGCAAGCGCGAGUACGACCGCCAGGACGGCACUGGCCGCGGCCAUGAGACCGAGAAGCGCCAUGGCGGCGGCGCCCACAACUGGGGCGAGGAGGGCAAGGACGGCGAGACCGAGGGCGCCGCCAAGGAGGCCACCACCGAGGAGGGUGCCGAGCCCGCGGCUGAGCCCGUGGAGGAGGUGCCUCGCGCCGAGCCCGAGGAGGAUGAGGAGGAGAAGCAAAUGACCCUGGAGGAGUACGAGGUGGUGCUGGCGGAGAAGCGCGCGGGGCUCAACCAGCAGCGCGAGGCCGCCUUCAAGGCCGACGAGAAGCAGUUCUCCGGCAUGAAGACCUUUGAAAAGGUGGUUGAGGAUGUCGGCCUGUCCCUCAAGAACGUCAAGGUCAUUGGCGCCAACAAGGCGGGCCGCGAGAAGGAGCGCAAGGAGAAGGAGGUGCUGGAUGUGGCCUUCCGCAUCGCGUCUGACACCGACACCCGCGGCGGGCGUGGCGAGGGCCGCGGCCGCGGCGGCCGCGGCGAGGGCCGGGGCGAGUACCGCGGCGAGCGGCGCGAGGGCCGCGGCGGCGGCCGCGGCUUCUCGGGCCGCGGCGGGCGCGGCGAGGGGCGCGGCGAGGGCCGCGGCGCCGGCGCCGCCGCCCCGCUGGACCUCGAGAGUGCCUUCCCGGCCCUGGGCCAGGCCUGA
This is a messenger RNA of Chlorella variabilis, 1035 nucleotides long. RefSeq names its product expressed protein. Gene Ontology annotation, molecular function: RNA binding. The coding region runs from base 1 to 1035 and encodes 344 amino acids. The transcript has 7 exons. Lineage: Eukaryota; Viridiplantae; Chlorophyta; Trebouxiophyceae; Chlorellales; Chlorellaceae. The record is from RefSeq and is a predicted model, not a curated record. Gene Ontology annotation, cellular component: cytoplasm; nucleus.